CUCCAAACAAGAAACAACCUUCCUUUUCUAAUUUGUUUUUUUUCUUUUCUUUUACGUACAUCACCGCUACGGUACAGUUGACACCCACGAGAGGGCAAAAAUCCACCGUCUCUGUUACUCACCAUUAUUUAUACUCCCAACGCCCCCCUCUCUCUUCCUACUCUCACUUCCUCCUUUUUCCUUCCCCCAAAUCUCCCCUCUAAAAAUAAUAAUGGAAGGAAAAUCCAUUUCCCUUUCCUUCCUCUUCACUUUCUCUUCCAUUGUCAUUCCCCUCUUUGCCAUUUCUGUCUCUUCCACUUCCCUUCAAUACCAAAAUUUUGUCUUACACUCCCUUCCCCAAACUCAACUUCAGUCCCAAGAUUUCGAUGCCCAGCUAUUUUCCGGCGAUGGGUACGAACCGGAUCCGGAUAACACACUCUCUGUACAGUUGCAUCAUGUCGACUUAGCAUCUCCUUCAUCCUUCAAUGCUACGCCACAUGCUCUGUUCAAGCUCCGUCUCCAACGGGACGCUCAUAGAGCUAAGGCAAUUUCUGACCUCGCCGCUGCUAACAUUACAGUUGGCCGACGCGCCGGAAAGCCCCAUGCUGGUGGUAGGGAUUUUUCUAGUUCUGUUGUUUCUGGACUUUCUCAGGGUAGUGGAGAGUACUUCACGAGAAUCGGUGUUGGUACUCCUUCCAAGUAUGCUUACAUGGUGUUGGAUACUGGAAGUGACGUCGUUUGGAUCCAGUGUUCGCCUUGCAAGAAAUGCUACACUCAAUCCGACCCGGUUUUUGACCCGAAAAAAUCGUCUUCCUUCUUUGGUGUUUCAUGUGGGUCGCCUUUGUGCCGCCGGUUGGACUCUGCUAGCUGUAACCGCAAGAAGUGUCUUUAUCAGGUUUCCUACGGCGACGGUUCUUUCACCGUCGGUGAUUUUUCAACUGAAACAUUAACUUUCAGGGGUACACGUGUUAACAACGUGGCCCUUGGAUGCGGCCACGAUAACGAAGGUUUAUUCGUCGGAGCCGCCGGGUUAUUGGGUCUCGGCCGGGGAAGACUAUCAUUUCCGACUCAAGCUGGUCGGCGAUUCGGUCGGAAAUUCUCAUACUGCCUUGUGGACCGGUCCGCUUCAUCUAGACCAUCCUAUCUAGUCUUCGGCGAAUCAGCGGUUUCUCGAACCGCUGUGUUUACCCCACUCGUCAGUAACCCCAAACUAGAUACGUUUUACUACGUGGAGCUCACCGGAAUUAGCGUCGGCGGCGCUAGGGUUCCUUCCAUCAGGCCGUCGCUAUUCAAGCUAGACGCCGCCGGUGAUGGUGGGGUCAUAGUAGAUUCAGGAACUUCCGUGACCCGAUUGACCCGACCCGCUUACGUAGCACUGAGGGACGCUUUCAGAAUGGGUGCUAGAGAUCUGAAGAGAGCACCAGAUUUCUCAUUGUUCGAUACGUGCUUCGAUCUGUCAGGGAAAACGGAAGUGAAGGUUCCGACUGUGGUUCUGCAUUUCCGGGGAGCUGAUGUGUCAUUGCCGGCGUCGAACUACUUGAUUCCGGUGGACAGUGAUGGUACAUUCUGCUUUGCUUUUGCAGGCACUAUGAGUGGAUUGUCCAUUAUCGGAAACAUUCAGCAGCAAGGUUUCAGGGUAGUGUUUGAUCUUGCUGGUUCUCGCUUAGGCUUUGCUCCUCAUGGUUGUGCUUAAAUUGAUGACACAUUCAAUUGGGAAAAUAUUGCUUCCAAAUUCCCCAGUUUAUUAUGUUUGAUGAUUUCUUUGGUUGGGGUGGAUUAGGAUUAGGAGAAGAGUGUGUGUUUGUAUUAAUCUGCUAAAUUAAUGUUGUAAUACAGGGUUAAGAGAAAGAACCAAUUACAACUAUGUAGUCACAAUUAGUAUAGAUUUUAUAACUCAAAAUACAAUGUGUGUUCUGUAAAAGAUGGGGCGAAGUUGAUAGUUGCUGCAAAAUGUGCGGCGCUGCUUAAACUUGCCAUUGCUUUAUAUAUUUAAUUUGUUUUCUUUGUGUUU
Messenger RNA from Solanum dulcamara, 1990 nucleotides. RefSeq names its product aspartyl protease family protein 2-like. Gene Ontology annotation, biological process: proteolysis. Gene Ontology annotation, molecular function: aspartic-type endopeptidase activity. The transcript has a single exon. Bases 212 to 1672 code for a protein of 486 amino acids. Lineage: Eukaryota; Viridiplantae; Streptophyta; Magnoliopsida; Solanales; Solanaceae. The record is from RefSeq and is a predicted model, not a curated record.